Messenger RNA from Aegilops tauschii subsp. strangulata, 949 nucleotides. Its product is annotated as probable glutathione S-transferase GSTF1. Lineage: Eukaryota; Viridiplantae; Streptophyta; Magnoliopsida; Poales; Poaceae. Gene Ontology annotation, molecular function: glutathione binding; glutathione transferase activity. Gene Ontology annotation, cellular component: cytoplasm. Gene Ontology annotation, biological process: glutathione metabolic process. The record is from RefSeq and is a predicted model, not a curated record.
GUUCUUCUGGAGAGCACCACUGCUCGCACGUCAAAAUCUUCCACCAACCACCGAGAAGAUGCCGUAUAAAGAGGCUGCAGCAGGCCAAGGAAAAUGGCGCCGGUGAAGGUGUUCGGGCCGGGCAAGUCGAGGAACGUGGCCCGGGUGCUGAUGUGCUUGGUGGAGGUCGGCGUCGAGUACGAGGUCGUCGACAUGGAUUUGAAGGCCCUGGAGCACAAGAGCCCCGAGCAUCUCGCCAGAAACCCGUUCGGGCAAACCCCUGCUUUCCAGGAUGGGAAUCUAAUUCUCUUCGAGUCGCGCGCAAUUUCAAGGUACGUGCUUCGCAAAUACAAGACGAACGAAGUCGACCUGCUGAGGGAAGGUAACCUGAAAGAAGCCGCGUUGGUGGAUGUAUGGACCGAGGUCGAUGCCCACGCCUACAACCCAGCCAUCUCGCCUGUAGUGUACGAAUGCCUCAUAAACCCACUCGUGCUCGGCAUACCCACCAACCAGAAGGUGGUGGACGAAAGCAUAGAGAAGCUGAAGAAGGUGCUGGAGGUCUACGAGGCGCAUUUGUCCAAGCACAAGUACUUGGCGGGGGAUUUCAUCAGCUUUGCGGAUAUCAACCAUUUCCCCCACACUUGCUCCUUCAUGGCGACGCCUCACGCGGUCCUCUUCGACUCGUAUCCUAACGUGAAGGCAUGGUGGGAGAGACUGAUGGCCGCAAGGCCAUCGAUCAAGAAGCUCAGCGCAAGCUUGGCUCCACCAAAGGCAUGCUUUGUAGGGGAUAUUUGGCAUUCUGGGAUCACACCACUAAUUUGUAUGGUGCUCUCUUGCUGGUAUCGCUAAUAAGGCAAUAAGCUUUGUGCUUGCGUAUACGUUGUUGUGAAGUUCUGUAAAUGGAACCAUGUAUCUUAUAAUGCUUUCAGAUUUGUUGCUUGUCAAGUCAUAAAUCAGAAGUUAGUAUGUC